This is a messenger RNA of Exophiala dermatitidis NIH/UT8656, 333 nucleotides long. Its product is annotated as pre-mRNA-splicing factor ini1. The transcript has a single exon. The record is from RefSeq and is a predicted model, not a curated record. Lineage: Eukaryota; Fungi; Ascomycota; Eurotiomycetes; Chaetothyriales; Herpotrichiellaceae. Gene Ontology annotation, cellular component: catalytic step 2 spliceosome; U2 snRNP; precatalytic spliceosome. Gene Ontology annotation, biological process: mRNA splicing, via spliceosome. The coding region runs from base 1 to 333 and encodes 110 amino acids.
AUGUCUCGCCAUCAUCCAGAUCUAGUCAUGUGCCGCAAGGCGCCGGGCAUCUCAAUCGGCCGUCUCUGCGACAAAUGCGACGGCAAAUGCCCCGUGUGCGACUCGUACGUGCGGCCCACCACCCUCGUGCGCAUCUGCGACGAAUGCUCCUUUGGAAACUACCAGAACAAAUGUAUCGUCUGCGGCGGCGAGGGCAUCAGUGACGCUUUUUAUUGUUUCGAAUGUACCAGACUCGAAAAGGACAGAGACGGGUGUCCGAAGAUUAUCAAUUUGGGAAGCUCGAGAACGGAUCUGUUCUACCAGAAGAAGAAUUUCAGGAAUCAACAAUAUUAA